ACGGUCCUCACUUCUUUCUUCCCCAGGCUGCAGCCAGCGGAACCCCAGCCUGCCAGAGCCAGGAGCCCAGGUUCUCCAGCCUCAGGAUGUUGACAACAUUGCUGCUGCUGCUACUACUGCUGCCCAGCUGGGCCCUUUACAGCCAGGAAGCCUCGGAUGGGCUCCAGAGCCUCCGCAUGCUCCAGAUCUCCUACUUCAGCGACCCCAACAACGUGUGGUACCAAGGCAACGCGUCGCUGGGGGGACACCUGACACACGUGCUGGAAGGCCCGGACACCAACGUCACGAUCCGCCAGCUACAGUCUCUGCAGGAUCCCGAGAGCUGGGAGCUCAGGGAGACCCACCUGCAGUCCUAUCUGAGCGACUUCCACGGCCUCGUGCGGCUAGUGCACCAGGAGCGGGGGUUGGCGUUUCCUCUGACCAUCCACUGCUUCCUGGGCUGUGAGCUGCCUCCUGAGGGCUCUAGAGCCCACGUCUUCUUCCAAGUGGCUGUGAAUGGGAGCGCCUUUGUGAGUUUCCAGCCAGAGACAGCCUUGUGGGAGGCAGACACCCAGGCUCCCUCUACAGUGGCCAACUACACCUUGAAGCAGCUCAACACCUACAAUCGUACUCGAUACGAACUGCGAGAAUUCCUGCAGGACACCUGCGUGCAGUACGUACAGAACCACAUCACCUUGAAAAACAUGAAAGGGAGCCAUUCAGGUCGAUCCUACACUUCACUGGUCCUGGGUAUCCUGGUGGGCAGUUUCAUCAUCGCUGCUGUGGCUGUAGGCAUCUUCCUGUGCACAGGUGGACGGCAAUGUUGAUUACUCUCCAGCCCCAUCUGAGAAUGGGCUGGACUGACGGCGUUGGCAAGGGAAGGUUUCAGCUCACUAUGAAGCCAGACUUCCUUAUGGGGACACCACAUCCCAGGAGGUUUGGAGUGACAGCUCCUUUCUUCUUCCAGGUCUGCCUCCCAGAGGUUUGAGGGAUGGGAAGUAUGAAGUAGGGAGGCUAGGUGGACAAGGUACUUGGUUUGCUAAGGACCUAAGAACUUGCAUAAUGUGUUGAAUUGGUCUGAGAAGCUAAUGGUUAUCUACUUUGUCAAUAAGAGAUGAUGGAGUUGGGGUAGGUAGCCCAUCCUCCAAAAACAGACAGAAUCACCUGAGGCAUUCAAAAUGCAUAACCAAAUAAAACAAGUCAUUUACA
Molecule: messenger RNA, 1188 nt
Organism: Otolemur garnettii (small-eared galago)
Lineage: Eukaryota; Metazoa; Chordata; Mammalia; Primates; Galagidae
Gene: PROCR
Product: protein C receptor
Exons: 4
Coding region: 87-806 (239 amino acids)
Biological process (GO): negative regulation of coagulation
Molecular function (GO): signaling receptor activity
Source: RefSeq, a predicted model, not a curated record